Messenger RNA from Neohortaea acidophila, 1348 nucleotides. RefSeq names its product aldehyde dehydrogenase domain-containing protein. The record is from RefSeq and is a predicted model, not a curated record. NCBI's taxonomy places the organism in Eukaryota, Fungi, Ascomycota, Dothideomycetes, Mycosphaerellales, Teratosphaeriaceae. Gene Ontology annotation, molecular function: aldehyde dehydrogenase (NAD+) activity. The coding region runs from base 31 to 1194 and encodes 387 amino acids. The transcript has a single exon.
GGCAAGAUCCGGCGCGAGACGCGCGCGCAGAUGUCGUUUGCCGCGCGCAACUAUCGCUUCUUCGCCGGCAUGGCGGACAAGCUGGUGGGCGAGGUGAAGCCGCUCGACAGCCUGACGGUGUUUGACUACACGUUGCGCGAGCCGUUUGGCGUGUGUGCGCUCAUCACCCCUUGGAACAGCCCGAUCGCCAUCCUGGCGAACAAACUGGCUCCGUGCUUGGCGGCGGGGAACACGUGCGUCGUCAAGCCGUCCGAGUUCACGUCGGUGAGCACAUUGUACUUUGCCCGGCUAAUCAUCGAGGCCGGAUUCCCGCCUGGCGUAUUCAACGUUGUAGCUGGCAAGGCAGACGUCGGAGAGGCGCUCGUCACGCACCCGCUGGUCAAGCGCAUCAGCUUCACCGGCAGCGUUGGCAUUGGCCGCCAGAUUGCUAAACAAGGCGCACAAAACAUCGUCCCCGUCACGCUCGAGCUGGGCGGCAAGUCGGCCAACAUCAUUCUCGACGAUGCUGAAAUCGAUCGAGCGGUGGCUGGAAGUGUUGCUGGGAUCUUUGCGGCGUCGGGCCAGACUUGCAUCGCUGGCUCGAGACUACUCGUGCAUCGCUCCGUCUACGAAAAGGUCACAAAAGCCAUCCUGGCAAGGAUUGAGUCGAUACGUUUCGGGGAUCCCCAGGACAUGACCACGGAUAUGGGCCCAUGUGCCCAUGCCGGACAAUGGGAGUCCAUCCAUCGCCACAUCGACAGGGCGGUGCAGGAAGGAGGGAAGCUGGCUGCAGGCGGGCGAGAAGCAAGCCUCAAAAUCGGAGGCCUAUUCGUCGCGCCAACCGUGUUCACGGACGUGGACCCUAGCAGUGCUCUAGCGCAAGAGGAGAUCUUUGGACCGGUCCUGGCCAUCAUACCGUUUGAUAGCGACGAGGAAGCGAUUCAAAUUGCAAACGGCACUGUUUUUGGCCUGGCAGCUGGGGUGUGGACGACCAACGUGCGAAAGGCCCAUCUACUCAGCCGACAACUCAACGCUGGCCAAGUCUGGAUCAACACCUAUCGGGCUUCUUCGGCAAUGGCACCAUUCGGGGGGUUUGAUCACAGUGGUUAUGGCAAGGAGAGAGGGACGGAGGCGUUGUUGGAGUACACCAGGACGAAGAAUGUCAUGCUCGAUUUGGGCGAGGAGAUUAGAGAUCCUUUCACGAUUAAAGCCUAGGUAGGAGUUCAGAAACAGAUAGCAAAAAGUACAGAAAAGUGGAAAGGAAAGAAGUUGACGCUCCAUCGACGAGGGAGGACGAGACCACAACGCGACGCGAUAGACCCAUGAGGAAACGAAAAAGAAAAGGCUGCCGCAGCGCACAGCACCCUAC